ACUCUCUCAUCUCCUUUCUCUGUCUGAAACCCUCGUUCUCUAUCUCAAGAACGAAUCUUUCAGUAAUUUGAAGACUCAAUUCGAAUCCCUAACCAUGGUGGUCGAGAAGAAACGCCCUCUUCAGUCAAGCAACAAUGUCAACAUUGCUCCUCCGCCGGGAGGAAAAACGAUCGAAGAAAUGUACCAGAAGAAGUCUCAACUCGAGCACAUCCUUCUCCGACCCGAUACCUACAUCGGAUCCAUUGAAAAGCACACCCAAACACUUUGGGUGUACGAGAAUGAUGAAAUGGUGAGCCGAUCUGUUAGCUACGUCCCUGGUUUGUACAAGAUCUUUGAUGAGAUUCUUGUUAAUGCUGCCGAUAAUAAGCAGAGGGAUCCUUCCAUGAACAGUCUGAAGGUUGAGAUUGACGUUGAGAUGAACAGUAUUAGUGUGUAUAACAAUGGUGAUGGUGUUCCUGUGGAGAUUCAUCAAGAGGAGCAGGUUUAUGUUCCUGAGAUGAUAUUUGGGCAUUUGUUGACGAGUAGUAACUAUGAUGAUAAGGAGAAGAAAACAACUGGUGGAAGAAAUGGGUAUGGUGCUAAGCUCACUAAUAUUUUCUCAACUGAGUUUGUUAUUGAGACUGCUGAUGGAAAGCGUCAGAAGAAGUACAAGCAGGUUUUCACCAACAACAUGGGGAAGAAAUCUGAUCCAGUAAUCACAAAGUGCAAGGCGAGUGAUAACUGGACCAAGGUGACAUUUAAGCCAGAUUUGGCUAAGUUUAACAUGACUCAUUUGGAAAAUGAUGUGGUUGCACUGAUGAAAAAGAGAGUUUUUGACAUGGCUGGAUGCCUUGGGAGUUCUGUCAAAGUGGAACUUGAUGGAAACCGAGUUCCUGUGAAAUCCUUCUUAGAUUAUGUUGAUCUGUAUUUGCGAACUGCCCAGAAAUCUGAUGCUACUAUUCCCAGGAUCACAGAGAGAGUGAAUGAUAGGUGGGAAGUUUGUGUAAGCCUUAGUGAUGGGCAAUUUCAACAGGUUAGCUUUGUAAAUUCGAUUGCCACAAUUAAGGGUGGAACUCAUGUAGAUCACGUCACGAGUCAGAUCACUAACCAUGUCAUGACCGUUGUAAAUAAGAAGAACAAGAAUGCCAACUUGAAAGCCCACAAUGUGAAGAAUUAUUUGUGGGUUUUUGUCAAUGCUCUUAUUGACAAUCCUGCUUUUGACUCUCAAACUAAAGAAACUCUUACCAUUCGUCCAAGUAGUUUCGGGUCUAAAUGUGAACUGCCACCUGAGUUCUUAAAGAAAGUGGCAAAGUCUGGCAUUGUGGAUAGUCUUCUUUCCUGGGCUAACUUCAAACAGAACAAGGAUCUUAAGAAAACAGAUGGAACCAAGACCGAAAGGGUUCACAACAUCAAUAAGCUGGAGGAUGCUAAUGAAGCUGGAGGAAGGAACUCUGAGAAAUGUACCUUGAUUUUAACUGAAGGAGAUUCAGCCAAGGCUCUUGCAAUGGCUGGACUCUCUGUUGUUGGUAGAGACCAUUAUGGUGUAUUUCCAUUGAGGGGUAAAUUGCUCAAUGUAAGGGAAGCUAGCGCAACCCAAGUAAGGGAUAAUGAGGAAAUUAAGAACAUCAAGCGGAUUCUUGGGUUGCAGCAAGAUAAGCAAUACGCCAACGUGAAAUCUCUCAGAUAUGGUCAUCUGAUGAUAAUGACUGAUCAGGAUCACGAUGGUUCACAUAUCAAGGGUCUGUUGAUUAAUUUCAUCCAUUCUUUCUGGCCAUCACUUCUGAAAAUCCCAUCUUUCUUGGUGGAGUUUAUUACUCCUAUUGUGAAGGCAACUAACAAAAAUGGAAAUGAAUUAGCAUUCUAUACCAUGCCUGAGUACGAGGCAUGGAAGGAAAGUUUGAGGGGAAAUGCAAAUGGGUGGACCAUAAAAUACUAUAAGGGGUUGGGAACCAGCACAUCAAAGGAAGGAAGGGAUUACUUUCAAAAUCUGGACAUGCACAAGAAAGAUUUCAUGUGGGUAGAUGAGAAAGACGGUGAGGCAAUUGAGCUUGCAUUUAGUAAGAAAAAGAUAGAAGAGAGAAAAUGUUGGCUCAGAAAAUUCGAGCCUGGUACUCACCUGGACCAGAAGGAAAAGCUCAUUAAGUACAGGGACUUUGUUCACAAGGAGCUUAUCUUAUUUUCUUUGGCUGAUCUACAAAGGUCCAUUCCAUCAAUGGUGGAUGGCUUAAAGCCUGGUCAAAGGAAAAUCCUCUUCUGUUCUUUUAAGAGGAACUUUGUGAAAGAAGCAAAGGUUGCUCAGUUUUCUGGUUAUGUAUCUGAACAUUCAGCCUACCACCAUGGUGAGGCAAGUCUUGCCGGUACCAUCAUUGGAAUGGCACAGGAUUAUGUUGGUAGUAACAAUAUCAAUCUUUUACAACCAAAUGGUCAGUUUGGCACACGUAACUUGGGAGGAAAGGACCAUGCUAGUGCUCGUUAUAUCUAUACCAAAUUAUCUCCUAUCACAAGAACACUUUUCCCAAAGGACGAUGACAUUCUUCUUGACUACCUUGAUGAGGAUGGUCAGUCCAUUGAGCCUACUUGGUAUGUGCCAGUCAUUCCAACUGUUCUUGUCAAUGGAAGUGAAGGUAUUGGAACAGGUUGGAGUUCUUACAUUCCUAAUUAUAACCCAAGAGACAUAGUUGCAAACAUAAGGAACUUGAUCAAUGGUGAGGAAAUGGUUCCAAUGGCUCCAUGGUACAGAGGAUUCAAGGGAACUAUUGAGAAAUCUUCCAAGGAUGGAAGUUACAAUAAUAGUGGGGUGUUAGAGGAAAUUAAUGAGACAACUAUCAGAAUUUCUGAGCUUCCAGUUCGUAGGUGGACUCAAGAUUAUAAGGAGUUUUUGGAAUCUGUUACUCGUGGAAAUGAUAAGGCAAAGGAUCCAUUUAUUGAAGGGUUUACACAACACAGUGAUCACAGUACUGUGGAUAUCCUUGUUCAUAUGACCGAAGAGAACAUGAUGGCGGCGAAGCAAGACGGUUUGUUGAAGAAGUUUAAAUUGACAACUUCAUUAAACACAAGUAACAUGCACCUGUUUGAUGCUAAUGGCUUAAUAAAGAAAUAUGAUACUCCUGAGCAAAUCCUUGAAGAAUUUUUCCACAUUAGGCUUGCAUUUUAUGUCAAGAGAAAGAAAGUUCUAUUGGAUAAUCUAGAGUUGGACCUAUUGAAAUUGGAGAACAAGGUUCGGUUUAUUCUUGGUGUUGUGAAAGGGGAGAUUGUUGUGAGCAACCGAAAGAGAGCUGAUCUCUUCAUUGAGCUGCAACAGAAAGGUUUUACUCCUUUCCCUAAGAAAACUAAGGCUGUUGAGCCAGAGGUAGCUGGAGCAACCGAUGCAACAGAUGAUAACGAGGAUGAUGCUGAGGCUGCUGCUACCGAAGUUCGCAUUGGUGAUUAUGAGUACCUGCUGUCUAUGGCAAUUGGAACAUUGACACUAGAGAAGGUUCAAGCAUUGUUGGCUGAACAGGAUAAGCUUAACAGCCAGGUUGAUGAAUUGCGAAAAGCAACUCCAACGUCAUUGUGGGCUAAAGAUCUUGAUAAUCUUGAGAGCGAGCUGAAUGAUCUUGAAAAAAGUGAUGCAUUAGCAGAGGAGCUGAAAAAGAAUGCAAAAGGCCAAAUAAAGAAGGGGGCAGUGGCUGCUUCUAAAGUUUCCAGAGCAGCACCUAAAGCCCCACGCAAGAACACCAAGAAGGCGGCUAAUGCUGAAGCUGUUGAACAAAUCACUGAAACAUUUAAUUCUGCAAUGGAUAUUGAGAAACCUCCAGAGAAAGCGAAACCAAAAGCCAGAGCAGCCCCAAAGAAGGCUGCUGCUGCUAAAAAGAAGGUGGUAGUCAGUGAUGACGACGACGACGACGAAGUACUUGAGUUGAAAGAUCGACUUGCUGCCUAUAAUCUUGACUCAUCUCCUGAUAAACCAGCAGAAGCGCCAGAGGUUGCUCCAGCCCCGAAAAAGGCAGCUCCAAAAAGGGCUGCUGCAAAGAAGAAAGCUCUUCCAGAUGUUGAUCUUGUUGAUCUUGAUGAUGAGGUAGAUGAAGAUGACGACGAUGACUUUGAAAUGGAAACGGGUUCAGGCUCAUCUGGUGGUAAUAAGAAGGGUGGCAAUAAGAAAGGAGGAGCUGCAGCAGCAGCCAAAGCAAAACCGAAAGCAGCAGCCAAGGCACCAGCAAAGAGGAGAGGUGGUGCAGCAGCAGCAGCCAGCAAACAGAGUAGUCAGUUGCUGGGACAAAAGUUUUUGACUGAUAUGUUGAAGCCAGCUGAUGAGAGUUCAGGGAUUUCACCAGAGAAGAAAGUGAGGAAAAUGAGGGAAUCCCCAUUUAACAAGAAGAGUGGUUCCUUGUUGGGAAGGACUACUAUUGGUAAUAUUGGUAUUGUUGAAGAGGAUGGUGAUGAUGAGUAUGAGGAUGCAUCCAAUGGGAGUGGUGAGAAGCCAUCUUCUUCUUCUUCUUCUGAGGCUGCUUCUGCUGAAGUUGUAUUCCCAGCUGCAAAAGCUAGACCUUUGAGGGCUAACAGGAAGCAGAUGAGAUAUGUGCUGAGUGACUCUGAAAGUGAGAAGCCUUCUGGGGAUUCUGAAUUUGAUGAGUCUGAAAGUGAAAGUGAUGUAGACUUUGAUGAGGAGUGAAAAGUUUGUUUUUUUUUCCUUCUGUUAUAUAACUAGAUGUUGUUGACUUUGACUGAGAGAACUACUAGUUUUCUUUUGUGUGUGUUUGUAUGUAUGUAACCAGUAGAAUUUGACAUGAACACUAUUUUAGUUAGCUAUUCAAACAUGUCAUUAAGUUUUCCUACCUUCUAAUUUCCGAUUUUUGAAA
Molecule: messenger RNA, 4817 nt
Organism: Cannabis sativa
Lineage: Eukaryota; Viridiplantae; Streptophyta; Magnoliopsida; Rosales; Cannabaceae
Product: DNA topoisomerase 2
Exons: 18
Coding region: 95-4630 (1511 amino acids)
Biological process (GO): resolution of meiotic recombination intermediates; sister chromatid segregation; DNA topological change
Cellular component (GO): nucleus
Molecular function (GO): ATP binding; DNA binding; DNA topoisomerase type II (double strand cut, ATP-hydrolyzing) activity
Source: RefSeq, a predicted model, not a curated record